AAGAAGUAAAAAUAUUUUGAGAUUCUUUCUUGCUUGAACUUUUUUUUUAACAGUCACUUUACAGACACAUCAUGAGAGCGAAGAUUGUUUCGGAAGCUAAUAGAUUCGUUCAGUUUUUGAAGUUGUGUCAAGAUGACAACAAAGAUUCCUGGGUCUAUCAGGAGUGUAUGAAAAUAUCAAAAUGUAACGAUGAACCUCUUCUCAGCAUGAUUGAAGGAAACCAACCUGCCUUCAUCUGUGAGAAAAUGCCUCCACCAGUUUAUGAGUCUGAGGAUACAGAGAGCACAGAUGAACUCAACCUCAGUGAAGAAACACCUGUUAAACCACAAGAGCUCAACAUUGGUCCACUUCCACUCAGUGUCAGUAGAGCAAGGGAGAUAUUGUCCUGGUACGCCUUGUCUCAGAAUCCGAACAUGUCCCAGGUGGACGCCCAGGUUCUGCAUCCUCUCUGGGUCCGUUGUGACAUGCAGGACCCUGCUAACACGUCCUGGCUGGGUGCAGAGACAGUCUACAUUGGCAACAAGGCCACAGCGAUUAAACUGUACACAAUCAGCUGUAAAGGGUCAUCAUUGGACGAGGCCUCAUUUAUUACAAUGGCUCAGCUGAAACAAUUACACCAGAACCGACACCAUUCCUCAGUGGUGCUGACAAAAGGUUGGGCCAAAUACAAUCUUUUUUGCUCGGUGAUGGAAGAGAGUUUGGUUAUUGAUUCUGAGAGCAGCAUAACAGCUAACUUUAGAUGGAACAAUGUAGAGAAGAUGUUGGAGAUGCCGCCCCUGUCAUCUACGGUUACGCUGCAUAUCAAGGUGACAGCUGGAGACAUUAGGAGCCCUAUGUAUCAGACCUACAGAGAGCUGGAAUUCCUUCUGACUCUGGCUGAAGGCUUGAGGAUGGAGGAGGUAGAGUGGUUGGAGCCGCUGGAGACACAGUCUGCUGUGGAUCUAACCCGAGCACUUAUUGAAGAGCUUAAGAAUGUUGCAAAUGCAGUCCCAGGCCAGAAUUUAACAGGAUCAGAGAACCAGACGGGCAAAAAUGACUCUGUGGUGGGAUUAGGCUGUAUGCUAAUGGAGAGAGGAAACCUGGAUUUCACUGAGCAGCUCUGGGAGAAGAUGAGAAGAAGUGUGACGUCAUAUCAGGACAUAACAGACUCUUUGAAAUUGGUCAUCAAAGCUGUGCGGUUUGGGCAGAUUAAACCUUGGGUCCAUAGAGACAGCAGUAGCUCUCUGAGUAAGCUGAUGGUGCAGUCCUACCAGCAGCAGGUGGACACUGUGCCUCUCACCGGCCUCACUCCUGCCAUUAUGCUGCUGGAGCUGGGCUUGGACAAGAUGAGGAAAGACUAUAUCAACUACCUUGUUGGGAAUGAGCUGACGACUCUCAACCACCUGAGUUACUACCUCAGCAGUGAGGUGAAUAUACAAGAGCAGGUGAUCAGACUGAGGAAACUGCACCACCUGCUGGAGGUCCUGGGCACCUGCAGCAGCUUUCUCAACCUGCCUCAUGAGCGCCUCUUCUUCUUCACUCAGUCAUGUUUGCAGUACUACAAAACAGCACCUUAUAACGAAGAGCAUGUGUUUCAGAUGCAAAUCAAACCUGCUCUGAUCAGCCACUUCUAUCAGACAGAGCAGCCCUCUUCAUGGGGAGUGGAGGUAUCUAGUGGGAAGGGGUCAGGAGAGGUGAAGACUUCCUGGCAUCUCAGUGAUAAACCUCUAGUGGAUCACUUCAGCUCAGACUCGGAUGUGGCCCUGGAGGUCUCAGUGAAUGGAGAGAGUGAGAAGACUGCAUACUUCAGAACGAUGGUGUGCUGCAGCCUGGCCAACUUCAGUUAGCAGAUCUGUAGACUUACUAACCUGCAGCCAGGAGCCGGUUGCUAGAUGAACACAUCUCUGCAGCCUUCCUCUUCCAGUUCUCAACCUGCCAAUUGCCAUAUGAAACACACAUUUUAUCAAUACUUGUGUGUGUGUGUGUGUGUGUGUGUGUGUGUGAAAUUUUGCAUUAGAGGCUCAAAAAAGACUAGUACGUGAAGAAACAGAUUUUUGUAUACAUUCUUGUGUCUCAUUAUACAUGUAAGUAUAAAUAAUUCAGUAUAUUUGUAAUAAAUGCCUUUGCAGUG
Ictalurus furcatus (blue catfish) is the source of this 2110-nucleotide messenger RNA. RefSeq names its product zwilch kinetochore protein (gene zwilch). Gene Ontology annotation, cellular component: RZZ complex. Bases 72 to 1826 code for a protein of 584 amino acids. Gene Ontology annotation, biological process: mitotic spindle assembly checkpoint signaling; protein localization to kinetochore. Lineage: Eukaryota; Metazoa; Chordata; Actinopteri; Siluriformes; Ictaluridae. The record is from RefSeq and is a predicted model, not a curated record. The transcript is spliced from 19 exons.